CCAAGGUGUCUCUUCUCCUUUCACCCUUCUCUCGCUCCCCCCCCUCCCCCCUCAUCCCUGCCUCGCAGGAUAUCCACCAUGCGAUACCGAGCAUCGGCAUGCGCCCCGGCCGGGGCCUUGAUGUUGGUGCUACUGAUCUUUGCGGCCCUGGUGGCCAUGGCCACGCCGGUGGCCAACGCGGCCGACUGCGCGGUCGGGCAAUUCGCCGACACCGAGGGCAGCUGCCAGCCAUGCGACCCGUCAUGCACCUCGUGCGACGACGCCACGUCGUGCUUUGCCUGCCGGCCGGGGCUGAAGUUCCUUUCGCCGGACCCGACCAUGAGAAGCCUGUGCACGGCUAGCUGCCCCUUCGGCCAGUCUAUCGGUUCUCAAGGACGAUGUGCCCCCUGUCAGGCACCAUGCACCGACUGCACCGACAACCAGCAGUUGUGCUACACAUGCGGGCCAGGUUAUGGCUGGGAGGCGAAGGACCUGGAUGCCAGUCCACCGUCCCCGAAAGGGACGUUCACUUGCUACGAAUGCGACACAGAUUGCGUCACCUGCACGGGCCCCAGCUACCCGCCCAAGUGUCACUCUUGCACAGGGUCCGUCGGUCUGAGUGACAUGACCCGGUGUAAUGCAUACAACUUCAUGCCGUCAUGGUAUGACCCGGCUUCCAGGCGCUAUAUCCGCUGCCAUCCGUCGUGCGAAUCGUGCACCGGGCCCGGGCCGGACAGCUGCCUCACCUGCGUGUCGGGCUGGCGCUUGGAGGCGGGCGACGAUCGCGCGGGCACCUGCGUGUCGGAUUGCCCGGUGGGCAGCUACUUGCCGUCGGGAUCGGAGUCGUCUGAAUGCGCGGCGUGCCAUUCCAACUGCCGGACGUGCUUCGGUCCCAGCGCGAGCGAAUGCUUGUCGUGCCAUUCCCAGCGUCCGAGCAAGAACCGCCACUGUGUGGAAGCCUGUGGCACGGGCUUCUACCAAGUCGGCAGCGAAUGCUACAAGUGCCAUCCUUCGUGUGGCGAUUGCACCGGGCCGUCGCAUACCCAAUGUAUCGGCAGCUGCAACCCGCUGACCUUCCGCCUGUCGGUCGGCCAGGAGGAGCAGGACGAUGACGACCAGGCGGAGUUCACAUGCGUGACCAUGUGUCCGAAGGGCACCGGGCGCUCGUACGACCGGAAGUGCCUGCCCUGCGAGGCAAACUGCGACGCCUGCUGGGCCAGUAUUUCAUCUGGCUCCGGGGAUCGUAUGGAGUGCCGGAAGUGCAAGGACGGCUGGUUUUUGGACCCUUCAACUCGUGAAUGUGUGGCAGCAUGCCCGGACGGGACCACGGCCAUCGGGCCCGAGUGCAUGCUCUGCAGGCCGGGCUGUGCCGUAUGCUAUGGCGAGAGCCCCGGCAAGUGCAUCACCUGCCAGGAGGACCACCCGAUCCACUGGCAGGGCGACUGCCGGACCUCAUGCCCGGAGGGCUACCACGAGUCGGAGGGCACGUGCGUUGCCUGCUCUGGGUAUUGCAAGAGGUGCACCGGCACCGAGGCCGACCAGUGCACGGUUUGCAAGGAUGACGACCACCUCACCGUGGAUGGGUACUGUGUAUCGAUCUGUCCGAAGGGGCAGUUCCCGGCCUCGGACGCGUCCUGGGAAGGGACCCGGUGCCAGCCCUGCGGCGACCAGUGCGAGCGUUGCACCGAUGCAAACACCUGUAUCCAAUGCGCCCCGGGGAAAUUCAAAUAUCGGGAUGGCUGUCGCGAGGCGUGUCCCCCCUUGACGGUCAGCUGCGCCGGGGUCCUUUCAUGCCAUGACUGUGAGCCCGGUUGCGCCGACUGUGACAGCCAUCUGGUCGGACGUGACAAUUGUCAAGCCACCUGCAGCCGGUGCCAGUAUCCCCUGUUCUUCCGCCGAUCGACCGGCAAAUGCGUGGAGAACUGCUCGCCGACGGGCGUGAUUAAUGAAUUUAAGCCCAGAGAAUGCACCGAUUGCGCGCGGGCGUGUCGGACUUGCUCCGUCUAUUCCGACAGGUGCACAUCCUGCACGGAUCCGAACCUCUGGCUGAUUCCCCAUAUCGGGGACUGCAGGAAGGCGUGCCCGUAUGUCGGGUUUCACAAGCCCCCCGUGGGAGGUGGGUCCGGCACGGAUUCGCCGAAGGUGUGCCAUCAGUGCCCGCUGGGGUGUCUUGAGUGCGAGCUCCUUUCCGAAGACGUGUCUUGCUCGGUGUCGCCGGAGGAUGGGUCGCUGAGCUGCGACCUGGAAAGCCGGUGCUUGAAAUGCGAUCCCUCGCAGUUCAAGGUGGGCGAUGGCGAGGAAUGCACGUCUAUUUGUCCGGCGGGGACCUAUGCCAACCGGAGGAUGCGGCGGUGUGUGCCCUGCUCGGAGGAGUGCGCCGACGACUGCACCGGACAGGAGUUGCAGGAUUGCACCGUCCCCGGGGCCGGUGAUAAGAAGGCCUCCCAGCGCUUGGCCGUGGGCUUGGGCGUGGGCCUGGGCGUGCUGGCCCUGGUGGCCGUGGCCGGUGUGGUGGCCUUUUUCCUUCUGCGCCGGCGGGCGUCGCCCCCCGGCAAGGAAUCGCUCCCGAUGGACACCAUUCAGGACUGAAGGCACUUGGAUGGCGGACCGUUGGCCGGGGCUUCCUGGCGAAGGUCGGCCGCCUGUCUGGCAUCUGCCGCGGCAGGGUCACCUCCUGGCGGGCCGUGGCGAGAAUGUAUCCCCC
Molecule: messenger RNA, 2683 nt
Organism: Fonticula alba
Lineage: Eukaryota; Rotosphaerida; Fonticulaceae
Exons: 4
Coding region: 79-2568 (829 amino acids)
Source: RefSeq, a predicted model, not a curated record